GGGAGUCUGACCACACGUAGUUUCUCUCUCUCUUGACGUGGCCCGUGGCAAUUUCGUAGUAUCCUUCAUUUAAAAAAUAACCUGACCUUUGGUAGAACUCUUUUGCUGGUUUGAUUGUUCAUUCUUUUUAAUCAUUUACUUUCAUUUUAAUUUCAACAUUUAUCGCUGAGUGAAGUAAAAAAAAUGAGUAAAGGCCUCAAGGAAGAAGUUAAAAUAGUGGUGAAUUCCUUGCUUAUACCACAUUCCAGAGGCCUUACACUGGACCAAUUUCUAAAGGAGUAUCACGAUGUAGAAGCAAAACCAUUUCCACACAGACAACUUGGAUUUAACACUCCAGCAGAUUUCUUGCGUUCUGUCCCUAAAGUUGUAAAGUGCACAACUUUAAGAAGUGGCCAUAUUCUUCUUCAAGCUGUUGCAAAUGAGAAUGUUUCCCACAUACAGGAGCUAGUUAAGGGCCAAAAAAGUAAUCAGACUGCCAGUCUCAAAAACCUCAAUCGGCUGCUUCAACAAAACAAUCGCUAUUACCCACCUUUUGUUAGGCAGUGCCCUCCUCCACCUAUUCAAAUCAGUCAAAAUACUAUUGGAAGUGAAUUCUCUGCAUGUGCAAGGCCACCACCUUUCAGUGUGCCAAAUCAGAUGACCAGCAGGCCUCAGGCUUCACAGCAUGUUGGCCAGACCUUUAGUUCUACUGAAGCAAUCAUUCCAUCGUCUCACACAUGUUCGAAUGUGGAAUAUGAACGUCAGUUGGUCUCCGAGUUUGAAAAACUUCUUCUGGCCUAUCCGAAUGGAGUUAACACGGCACACAUAUUUGCCCUGUAUUCGAGCAGAUACAAGAAAGAAGUAGACCUUCACCAAAUUCAGCCUAAUUUGAGCUCCAUCAAUUUCUUUAAGCGGCAUGAACAUGUAUUUCGAAUUUGGAAAUGUUCAGAAAAUGUCAUGGUAGCCCUGGUAGGGCCAUACCGUGUAGAUACAAGCCAGUUGCCAAAUGCAAAUCAGCCACCUCUAGAAGAAAGGGGCAGCCUGACGGGUGCAAUACCAAAGGGCCAAUUUUCGAAGAAUACGGAACAUCCAAAUUCGCAACCUCCUACACAUGCAGUAUAUUCAAUGUUCCAAUCGCCGCCGAAAGCUGCACCUCCAAUGUUUCAAUCUCCAACCAAAGCAGUGCCCUUUCAGUUUAAAACUCCCCUAAAGGCCACGGGCUUUUCAGCUGAAGACGUUAAUCGUACAGCAAAUAGUAAUGCCUUUCAACCCAAGCUGUCUGCUACAGAUAUUCGCUUGCGUAACCCUGACGCCGGGGCAUACCAAACAGUGACAACCGAAUGGAAUUCAGCAAAGCAUUCGCCUGUAGCUCAUUUGACUCCAUCGAAUAUGAUCCCUGGCAGUUGCCAUGCACCUGCCGUCGCUGAUGAAGCUCUACCAGUCACAUUUGGUGUGCGUCGACCGAAAAUUAAUAACGUCUAUGAACCGGAUACAGAAAUUACAAAACAGGCAUUUCCAUCGAACCUGGCCAGUUUCGACUAUUUUUUUCUCAUUGUUGCAGAAGUCUAUUCUCCUGGCGAAUUCUAUUGGUUUCUGAGCGAAAAUAGAAAACCUAUAGAAGAUCUGACGGAUGAUAUGACGUUGUUUUACGGUGCUACUUCUGAUUAUUUCAUAUUUCGUGGAGAAAUGUACAUCGGUCAACUAGUUGCUGCCAUGUACACGGACAAUCUGUGGUAUCGAGCCCGUAUUGUUGGAUGCCACGAAGAUAUGUUCCAGGUUUUCUAUGUAGAUUAUGGCAGCAAAAACUUAGUAAAGAUCGAACGGUUACGCCACCUCCAUUUGCGUUUCACGAAGUUACCACUGCAGGCGUUUCGUGGUCGAAUUUUCGGCAUUCGACCCUUGCCCACUGAGAAAAAAUGGUCGUUUGAAUCAGGCAAAUGGUUUUUGGAUCUUAUCAAAGGUUGUAAAAUUAUCGCCGCUGCCAAAAUGAUUGAAGAAACCUUGGCUGUACCCCAAUAUGGCAUUGAUACAGUCUAUUCAUUAACCUUAGUCGACACGACAAAAGAGAACGACGUUCACGUUAGCGACUAUUUGAUCGAAAAUGGCUUUGCUGUUGCCUGUGAGGAAGAACAGAGAGCAUUGGCUGCUGCCACUCCUGCUGUUGAAUGUUUGGAUCUUACUCCUGCGCGUUCGCCAAGUCCAACUGGUACAUUUCUUUCGUCUGCCACAACUUCGCUUGUACACCAGUUAGAGAACACAUGCCUCUCAUCUCGAGCAACGUCGCCACCUGUAAGUCCAGGACAGUUUAACUUUUCCUAUCCUUCCAUAGAUGACAUUAUCGUACAUGAGAAAACUCUUGUGAAGACAUGCACAGAUCAAAUCGAAAAUCUUGCACUGGCGGAACAAUCUCCGUAUACCACAUCUCUGUCUGCAGAACCAGAAAGGUCCGAACAAUGUUAUGUCAGUCAGCUAGUUUUGAAAGACGGACGAAUACUGUACAUAGUUGAAGAUGAUGGCGCGCUGUAUCUUCCAAAGCCCGAUAUGUUGAAGUUGAUACCCAAUCUUGAUCGGCAAAUAGCAGCUCUCAAAGUGAGAGUCGACGUCAAAGUUGUCAAUUUCCAGACGCAACCGCACAUAUUUAGCGAUUGCGCAAAUGCUGGCGCACCUUGGAUUAUGAAUGAGGAGGGCAAUAUGGUACCCCAACUCAUUCUUUACUCAUUACAACAUGUUUCUCUCUUAUUGUUUAUAUGUUCGGUAAAGGAUAAGAUGGUUUCUUCUGCCAUAGAGUCCAAACGAAAGGAAUACAGCAAUAAAUGUGCAUCAUAGUCAUCACGUUUUCAACAACAAAAAUACUUGAAGCUUUUAGGCGUGAAAAUCGAAAUGUUUUUAUCGCGAAGUGCUCAAUCCAGGAAAUGUCUGUUUUAUUAAUAUAACUGUCGAGUUACGAAUAUUACGUAAUAAUACAGACUGUAAAUUUUUGUUUUGAAUUCCGUUAUCUAUCUAUUCUAGCGGAAUAAACUUCUGUGCCUUUAAUGCCAAGUCAAAAUUGAAAUUCAAAAAUGAUCACUGCCAUCUAGCGAAAAUUUAUUUUACUGCUCCGUGGGAGAGUCUCGUCUUCGCGACUUCGUUCUGCUGUCAAAGCAAGCUGACAACUUUGCCAUAGUUUCUUUGAAAACGCCAUUCUUGAGCCGAUUCGCCAAAUAACAAAGCGAAUACAAGUCACUUCGUCACUCUGGUCAUCGUCUGCGAAAACACCACACCUACAAAAAUGUCUGAAGAAUUGCCACCUGGUUGGGAGAAACGAGUAAGCCGAUCGUCAGG
Daphnia carinata is the source of this 3300-nucleotide messenger RNA. RefSeq names its product tudor domain-containing protein 7A-like. The transcript is spliced from 13 exons. Gene Ontology annotation, biological process: spermatogenesis. The record is from RefSeq and is a predicted model, not a curated record. Lineage: Eukaryota; Metazoa; Arthropoda; Branchiopoda; Diplostraca; Daphniidae. Bases 184 to 2805 code for a protein of 873 amino acids.